Molecule: messenger RNA, 1658 nt
Organism: Lottia gigantea (owl limpet)
Lineage: Eukaryota; Metazoa; Mollusca; Gastropoda; Lottiidae
Exons: 7
Coding region: 70-1449 (459 amino acids)
Biological process (GO): regulation of apoptotic process
Source: RefSeq, a predicted model, not a curated record
UGAUUAUUUGUGUCUGAAUGUGUUAACUUGAGAAUUUAAAUUUUGCCAAAAGAUAAAGAAAAAAAAACAAUGGAUUUGCCUUCAGGAUUUGACAUCUUAAAGCAAAAGUUAUCAGACGAGUUUCAAAUACAAUGUAUUAUGGCUGAUAAUUCUGAUACUGAUGAGCUCCGUAAUGAAAUCAAACGGUUAGAGAAGGAGAAAUCUGAGUACGAUAGAAAAAAAGAAAGAGAAACCCUGGAACAAAAAUUGAAAGAACUUAAAGGAGCUUUGAAGGGAAAUUCCUCUGUAGCAUCAUCACCGUCCAAUUCAAACAAUAAUAGAAGAUCUAGGAAAGACUGUAGCCCUAAUGUUCAGGAGUCAUUUAAUAGAAUAAAGAAUAAAUUGGACACCUCUAUCCAGUCCGAUAAUGAUGAUAGUGACAGUAAUAAUGUGUCUGAUAAAUCAUCAUCAGAAGAAGAUGAAGCUGAAGAAGUUAUGACUGCUCAACACAAACAGAAGAUACAGAAACAUCGAGAUACCUUAGUAGAAAAUAUGAUACCAGACGACAUAUUUAAUGAUAUGAUAGCAGGAAAGAUUUUAACCACAGCAGACGUCAGUAGGAUCAAGAAAAAGUCCACAAGAGAAUCUGUCAAUGAAGAACUAUUAAAUAAUCUGGUGCUGAAAUCUGAUAGAGCAUUCUUUGUUUUCACCAAGUCAUUGCGGAAAACACUACAAGAGUAUUUAGCCAAUCUGUUAGAACCACCUUCGAAAGCCAAGAAAAAGAAAAGAAAAAGACAACAGAGAGAAAUGAAUAUUAGUUUAGAUGUGGAUAAAAUAAUUCCAACAAAUACAACUCCUCCAACCUGUACUUGUCAAGAAGUGGAAGAACAAAUAUUAAUGAUGUCUAAAAACGCUUAUAAGAAUAUCAGACGUCGGGAUCAGAGUGCUUCUGCUUUUGAACAGUUUCGUAAAGAACUAGAAUCUACGAACACUGUUAUCAAAGACUCAAUGGAAAUAAUGAACACUCUGAAAAUACUGUGUCGUCAUGGGGAAGUGAUAGGAAUUAAUCGUGGAAGUGUGAAAUUUAAAUUAAAAUUUCAAUCUAUGGAGGAUUUAAAUGAUAUAUGGAGGUUGUAUCAAUCAGGAGAAUUAUUAACAUCAAUACAGUCUAGGUUAAUAACACCUAGGGUUUUACAAUAUUUUAAACUUAAAGACAUAAUGCUAGGAUUAAGAAUAUAUGAAAGUGAAUAUGAAAUUUGUCAAAGGGAUUUAACUGAUUGGCAUAAAGUUAGGAAAAGGAGUGUGAAAGAAAACUCAGGAUCUCAUGUACAGCCACAGAUUGAUCCAAGCCAAGAUGUAGAAAACUCACCUUCACCUAAAUCACUUCAACAACAACAUCAUCAUGGUAGAAGAAAAGCUUUUAAUGAAUUGCAAAGGAACCAUAUCUCAGAUCAAGAAACGCUUCAUUGACCAGCUGUUACUUUUUAUGCUGCCAACUCUGCUUUAGAAGGCAUUAACCUUAGUUAUUUUUAGCUCAGCAUGAAGGAAAUUUUAAAACCUUAUGUUAAUUUUUUAUUGCAAAUGGAAGUGCUAUGAAAUUAUUUUUUAAUACUAUUUGUUUUGUUAUUGAAUUUGUUUAUAAGAUAAAUUAUAUAGAGUACUAUUAAAUCUUUUAAGAG